Molecule: messenger RNA, 769 nt
Organism: Coregonus clupeaformis (lake whitefish)
Lineage: Eukaryota; Metazoa; Chordata; Actinopteri; Salmoniformes; Salmonidae
Product: zinc finger protein 771-like
Exons: 2
Coding region: 242-769 (175 amino acids)
Source: RefSeq, a predicted model, not a curated record
CAACAACAGCGAAUCAGCCACCUAGGUAGCUUGCUAGCCAACAUAGCCGAAACAUUUGAGCUUUUUUAGACGUUUUCGGUGUAUAUUAAGCACUGUGUUUUAAACACACGUCUGUCAUAUCUACUAGUUACCCAUUUCCCCCUCCCUUCAUAUUUACGUUGUCAGUCAGCUGACUGGUUAAAUUAGCACUAGGCUAUUCGCUUAUGCUAACUAUCUAGCUAGCUUAAUAACAUCCAGGACCAUGAGCUCACUAAACUACUCCCCCCCUGCUAAAAAAGAAGAGGAGGUCUGCUGGACUGAGAAACAGGGUCUGUGGCUUAAUGUUGUCGUGAAAGAAGAGGAGGAAGAGGAGGAUGUCACAGUGAAAGGCGAUGAAGAAGCUUUCAGAGUGAAAGAGGAGGAUGAGGAAGAGAUUACUGUCACAUUGAAAGAGGAGGACGAGGAUGAGACUGGAGAUCUGAUUAACACCAGAGAGAGACCAGACUCUCACUCUGACAGCGGGAAGAGUCCUUCAGGGGAAUCCGACCCAGAGACGCCCAAACCAGCGAGACGACACGACACCUCCCAUUGUGGAAAGAGUUUUAAGCGGUUAUGGACGCUGAAAGAGCAUGGGAGAACACACACACGAGAGAAGCUUCAUCACUGUUCCGACUGUGGAAAGAGUUUCACCCAGUUAGGGCAGCUGAGAACUCAUGAGAGGGCACACACAGGAGAGAAGCCUUACCACUGUUCCCAUUGUGAAAAGAGUUUUCCCCGAUGGGGAGCCUGA